AUGGAGGGCUGCGGGAUGAACUGCAUUAAAUAUCUGCUUGUUGUUUUCAACGGCUUAUUUAUGAUCUUCGGCAUAGUGAUCAUAACGACAGCAUGCGUGGAUUUAGGUAUGCUGAAGGGUUUCGCGGGCAUGGAGACGACGGGGCACGAGACCGACGCGGUGCUGAUCGCAAUCGGUGUGUUCAUCAUUGUGGUGGCUGCUUUCGGCUGUUUCGGCGCCUGGAAAGAGAGCCCUAAGCUGUUAUACAUUUACGCCGGAUGCCUCAUAGUUAUCAUCCUUCUGGAACUGUCCGUGGGCAUCGCGUCGGCGGCGCUUCGUCCUCAAAUCGAAGGCACGAUGAAGACCCACCUCCGCACUUCAUUCAUCAAGAACAAGUCCACCAGGGAGGAGGACUCGGUAUACAGGGAGUUCUGGGACCGCAUUCAGAAUAACUUGGAGUGCUGUGGAGUGACUGGCCCUGAGAACUACGGUGCUUCUGAACCUCGUUUGAAGCCAUCAUUCAGCUGCUGCCCCCCGGACAACUCGGACCAAGUAGACGAAAUCAAGCGCUCUGACUGCCUCUCCAUGGAGAAGUACUAUAAAGUGGGCUGCGAGGACAAGGUUCUAAGUGCGGUGCACAGCGCUGGCUUGUCUGUCAUUGUUUGCGGCAUUCUGUUCUGCUUCUUAGAGGUUGCCGGCAUUGUACUAGCGCUGUGGCUGGCGCAAUCCAUAAAAUCAGAAGGCAAGAGUCGCGAAACGGCGUAA
Messenger RNA from Parnassius mnemosyne (clouded apollo), 744 nucleotides. Lineage: Eukaryota; Metazoa; Arthropoda; Insecta; Lepidoptera; Papilionidae. The record is from the annotation of a GenBank genome assembly.